CUAGCGUUCCCGCGAAAUGCCACAGACACACCAUCCAAUCUCCAACAAUUUUCCAAUUAUCCCGACAAUUAACAAGAUUAAAAACACUUGAAACACCCAGUGAUAACCCAGUGAGUGAUCCCCGUCGACUCGACGAAAAAAUAGUGACGGAAAAGUGAGAAAAUCGGUGGAAAAUCGAGGGAAUUGCCAAGCCAAAUGGACACUGCACGCGUGCCUUUUUCCUCCGUUAUUUGUUAACAUUUUGGCGGUAAAUAAGAAUAAAAUUUUGUUACAAUUUGUGGUCAGGACACUCGUGGACGUGUUGGAGGACUUUUUGAGUGAUUUUGGUGGAGUUUAAUUGGGAAAAACCCUGGAAAAAUAUUGGAAUUGUCGCGGCGUCGGGACGCUCAACCCGUUGAGAUUGUUGCUGCGACUGCGGCAUUGUUGACUACCCAGGAGUUGUAAAAAUUGCAUAAUUCGGUGGUGGACACUUGAGGGGAUUGUCUGAGGUUUCUUUGACACCCGGAAAACCGGAAAAACUCGAGUUUUCUUCGAGGUUAUGUUGUGUGUACAGAGGGCGUGACAGUACCGGAUUACCAGAGGGUUGGUCAUAGUUUCGCGCGCUAGUCUCCCGCGCUCCACUCAUCAACUCCCGCAUUUUUGUAAUUUUAUUGCUCCAAUUGGUUAAUGAAUAUUUUUUAAAAAUUGUCCAAUUUAUUUUUAUGGGGUUGUGACGUAUGAAAAAAAUUGGAGAAAAAUUUUACCGUGAUUUUUUGGUGUUUUUUGAUCGACGGAAAAAGGUCGGGUCUGUCGGCGGUCAGAGGGAGCAUUAUGGCGAUUCAGUGAGAGACCCAAGCAUCGCUCUCCUCAUUUAUCGUCUCUCAUUUAUUCAAUUUGAGGAUUUUAUUGUUGCUGUUACGUUUGGUGGUGUCAGGGGAGUGUUACCGAGACCCUCAGAAAAUAUUUGGAUUUUUUUUUUCAAUUUUUUGGAAACCAGAGCACACGUCAUCACGGACAGCAUCAAGAUGCCACAGACUAGUCUGCAGGAGAACCAUUCGUAUACACUCCAGGGAAUGAAGCCCCAACCCUUGAAACGUAAACGCAAGAGCACAGAGCCAUCAGAAGACGCUGAAAAUAUAUAUCCACCGACGAAAAUAGGGACAAUCUCUCAUUGUCAUGGGUCACGGAUUCCCGAGACCCCAAAGACCCCCCAGAGCCAUUCUUCACCCCUGAAGGAGAGAGAGCCUACUACCUGGUCAGAAUUGCGAACUGCCACGUGUUUUCUAACCCCCUCAGCCUCAUCGAGUUCCUCAGGAAAGCCAUGCCCUCUCCCCUCGUUUCCAUGGGCCGAUGGCUCUCAGGUCUGGUCUAUGAUGUGCCUGGGGGAUCAGAAAACACUGACCCAAAGGGACUCGCAGAUGUUCCAGAGACAUCCCACCCUGCAACCCAGAAUGAGGGCCAUUCUCCUUGAUUGGCUCAUCGAAGUCUGUGAAGUUUAUAAACUACACAGAGAGACUUAUUACCUGGCUAUGGAUUAUAUUGAUAGGUAUCUAUCAACACACUCUAAUGUACCAAAAAGUCAACUCCAACUCAUCGGCAUCACCUGUUUAUUUAUUGCUGCUAAGGUUGAAGAAAUCUACCCUCCAAAAAUCGCGGAAUUCGCGUACGUGACUGACGGUGCAUGCACAGAGGACGAGAUCCUCGGGAAAGAGCUAAUAAUCCUGAAAGGUCUCGGCUGGAACUUGUCCCCAGUGACACCUCCGGGUUGGCUGAACGUCUACAUGCAGAUGGAGUCGGGAGACUGGUCACGGCCGCAUGCCUUCAUCUACCCUCAGUACAGUGGUCUCCAGUUCUCGCAGGCAGCCCAGCUCCUGGACCUGGCGACACUCGACGAGGGCAGCUUGAAAUUUCCAUACUCCCACAUGGCAGCAGCUGCUGUGUAUCACACCCAGGGUCGAGAGUGCGCCCUGAGGGUAUCAACACUGUCCUGGGAGCAACUUGCACCGUGCGCCAAGUGGCUCAGUGCAUUUGCCCACAUCAUAGCCGAGGAUGACUCCCAACUACUCUCAAGAUCAACAGCAUCACCAGUGGAGACUCACUCGGGUUCUGGACUGCGGGCAGCAGUGCCCAAUAUCGUACUAGAUGAGUCCCACAGAAUUCAGACCCAUGUCGUUGACCUCGCGAUGCUCGAAAAAGCACAGCAGAGGCACAAGGACUCGGAAUUUCACUCACUAGACUCUUUGGACUCAACGAGCCUCGAUACAGGCAGCCCUGAUCAGAGUGGCAUUCUCACUCCACCCUCCAGCAGCCAAAAAAAUUCACCAACACCCACCAGGUUACCUCCACAACUCGAACCUUAUACGUAAUUCAGGGCUUUCUCUAAGGCCAAUCAAGGGGUUGAUUAUUAUUCAGUAAGGGAGUGGUAAAAUCAAUGGCAUGAGAAUAUAUUGAUUUGUGGAAAUGAGACCACGAGAGAUCUCAUUUCCGGAUUUUUACUUUUGAGCUGAGAAUUCAAUAUGUACAUAAGAUAUUUCAGAGAUAUUUCUAUGGGAUUUUUAAGUCAAGAUUUUUCUCGUUUUUCAUGACAGAAAAGAGCUUGCAUUGAAAAUGUCGUGGUUCUCUCGUAGUGAGCGGUAUUUUAUGGCUUUGUAAAUAAAUAUUAAUCUUGUAAACUUUGUUUAUCAUACUUUUGGUUAUAUGUAUAAUGGACAGAGUUUCUGUUAUUUCAAGGAAAAAAUAUCGAGGGCGUUUUUUUGGUGAUGAAGUUUCUUUAAAUUUCUUAAUUAUGGAAUGUUUUUAUGUAAUGCUUCCCUUUUACGUUUCGCACUUAUCUAAAUAUUCAUUCGGCAUUUUCUCUAAUAGAAGUGAUUACCGAACGGAAAAUUGAGGGAAGUUUUUUUUAUGUCUGAAGAAAUCAACAAAGAUUGUUCCAUGAGAUUCUUUCCUUGGAAUUACUGCUCAUUAUGAGAGUGGUCUCGUGCCCAAUGGAGUGCAAAAAUUAAUUUAGGAUGAUUUACCACUUCGCUAUUGAUUGUAUUUCGAUUCUUUUUUUUAGUAAUCCCCUGCCCUCUUAGUGCCUUAUCCACGUUUUCGAUGACUCUUUUAUCCGGUCAAUAAAAUUUUUAACACUGCCAUGGUUAAUAGGUUUUUGGGAGGCAUCGUGACUUUAAGAAGACUCUUAACAGUGAUAUGAAUAUUAUAAUAUUAUCUUUGAAGUGUUUAAGAGACGAAGUGCGCAGGUGUUUGGACGUUUGAGGAUUCCAUUAUUUUUUUUUACUGGGAUUGUUUAUUGUUGCUUGAAGCAAUAGGAGGGGAGGUUUAUGGACUCGAAUGAAGAUCUUUUUUGAUCUAUUCGUUAGUAAUGAAAUGUUAGAACUAUUGUCAGUCGGUAGAUAAUUAUGAAAGAGUGGAUAUUGAGAAUAAAUUAAAAAAUUGAGGAGCGAAUUUUCCAGAGUAUCUUCAGAUCUAAUGAAUUUAUAGAGCGCAUUGAAAUUUUUAUGCGCUUUCAGAGCAUAAAAACAUUUUCACGUCUCCUAGAUUUAUAUGAGUUGGGGAUAUUCUCGAAAAAAAAAAUAGUGAGAGUUGGCGACUCAAUUAAAAAUUCAGUUUUUGUUAAAUAUCUUUGAAAUCAUUAGGUCUAUCGUAAAAUGUAAACAAACAUGUUGUGAAUCUUGUGAAGUACAAACGCAAUUUUAUGUUUUUAAAUGAACCUAAUGGUUUCCGAAAUAUUUGUGGAAUAAAUGGAAUCAAUUGAGACAGUAUAGUUCAAUAAAUUGAGAUGAUUGAAUAAUAAUAGGGAUAAAACGAAUCGGGUGGAAAUUUUCCGUGCACUUUUCUGUGAUCAACCCACAUAUGAGGGCUUCAUUCCUUCAGAUUUCACUUCAUAAAAGAAAUAACAAAAUCAUCAAUAUAUCGAACAGUAAUUUAGUGCCUUAAAUAAAGUGCUCCUUAUACUUCUUUAUAUAGUGCAUAAGGAAUGAGUGUUGUACAUAGUAUUCUCUUUUAUAUUAAAAUAUUCAUUACUUGCAUUUAACAAAUGCCCUGAUUUUUCACGGGUACACGGUAAUCAUCGAGAGUGUAAAUAAUCUCAUGUUAUUUUUCGUCAUAAUUGUGAGAAUGAAAAUAGGAGAAUUAAAUAUGAAUUUAUAUUGACUUUAAUGAGUGUCCCAUCGAAUUGUUGAGAGUGAAAAUAUCGGUUAUCGUUAACAAAUCAUCCAGUAUGGAACAGGGAAAUAACGUGAGUAAACAUGAUGAGGAAUGAUAGAAUUUUUACAUACAAUUUGUAAG
This is a messenger RNA of Fopius arisanus, 4266 nucleotides long. RefSeq names its product cyclin E (gene CycE). Gene Ontology annotation, cellular component: cyclin E1-CDK2 complex; cytoplasm; nucleus. Gene Ontology annotation, molecular function: cyclin-dependent protein serine/threonine kinase regulator activity. Gene Ontology annotation, biological process: regulation of cyclin-dependent protein serine/threonine kinase activity; G1/S transition of mitotic cell cycle. The transcript is spliced from 3 exons. Bases 717 to 2345 code for a protein of 542 amino acids. The record is from RefSeq and is a predicted model, not a curated record. NCBI's taxonomy places the organism in Eukaryota, Metazoa, Arthropoda, Insecta, Hymenoptera, Braconidae.